Pteropus alecto (black flying fox) is the source of this 2586-nucleotide messenger RNA. RefSeq names its product GRAM domain-containing protein 1B. NCBI's taxonomy places the organism in Eukaryota, Metazoa, Chordata, Mammalia, Chiroptera, Pteropodidae. Gene Ontology annotation, cellular component: endoplasmic reticulum-plasma membrane contact site; plasma membrane; endoplasmic reticulum membrane. The coding region runs from base 316 to 2550 and encodes 744 amino acids. The record is from RefSeq and is a predicted model, not a curated record. The transcript is spliced from 19 exons. Gene Ontology annotation, molecular function: sterol binding; sterol transfer activity. Gene Ontology annotation, biological process: intracellular sterol transport.
GUCUGUGAGCGAUUCAGAGGGAGAGAGAGAGAAAGGGAGCAAGGGUGAGAGAGAGAGGGACUUCUAUAUGGCUGCAGUACCACACCAAGUAGCCACAGAAGGAGAUGGGGGAAAAGAAAAUAAAGGGGAGUCAUGCUUAAAAUUCCAGAGCCGUGCAUAACAGCAGAGAAAGGAAGCUCCCCCAGCUUAUGAGAACCCUGCCCCCACUCCCUUCUCCCUUAGAAACAGGGCUGUGGGAUGGUCAUGGAGGUGAGUGCCCUCCAGUGUCCUCAGGGCCCCCGCUCCCUGCCCCCACCCCCACUACCCAAUGCAUGAAUGAAUGAGGUCCUCUCUGCCUGCACUCUGCUACCGUUCCUAAUGGCUUCCAGCACUGCCAGUAACUCAAACCGCAGCACACCGGCCUGCUCCCCCAUCCUCCGGAAGCGGUCGCGCUCGCCAACCCCGCAGAACCAGGACGGAGACACCAUGGUGGAGAAGGGCUCAGAUCACUCCUCAGACAAGUCCCCAUCCACACCGGAGCAGGGUGUGCAGCGUAGCUGCUCCUCACAGUCUGGCAGAAGUGGUGGCAAAAAUUCCAAGAAAAGCCAGAGCUGGUAUAAUGUGUUAAGCCCCACUUACAAGCAGAGAAAUGAAGACUUCAGAAAGCUCUUUAAGCAACUUCCAGACACGGAGCGCCUCAUUGUUGAUUAUUCAUGUGCAUUGCAAAGAGACAUUCUUCUCCAGGGCCGACUCUACCUCUCUGAAAAUUGGAUCUGCUUCUAUAGCAACAUCUUCCGCUGGGAAACUCUGCUGACCGUUCGUUUGAAAGACAUCUGUUCCAUGACUAAAGAAAAAACAGCUCGCCUCAUUCCCAAUGCCAUCCAAGUUUGCACUGACUCAGAAAAGCACUUUUUUACUUCAUUUGGGGCCCGGGAUAGGACAUAUAUGAUGAUGUUCCGGCUGUGGCAGAAUGCUCUCCUCGAAAAGCCCCUGUGCCCCAAGGAGCUCUGGCACUUUGUUCACCAGUGCUACGGGAAUGAAUUGGGCUUGACCAGUGACGACGAGGACUACGUACCCCCCGAUGAUGACUUCAACACGAUGGGGUACUGUGAGGAGAUUCCUGCAGAGGAAAAUGAAGUGAAUGACAGCUCAUCCAAAAGCAGCAUAGAGACCAAGCCAGAUGCUAGUCCACAGCUGCCCAAGAAAUCUAUCACCAAUAGCACACUGACAUCCACAGGGAGCAGUGAAGCUCCUGUUUCGUUUGAUGGCCUGCCUCUGGAGGAGGAGGUCCUGGAGGGCGACGGGUCCCUGGAGAAGGAGCUCGCCAUUGACAACAUCAUUGGGGAGAAGAUAGAGAUCAUCGCACCCGUGAACUCCCCUUCCCUGGACUUCAAUGACAAUGAGGACAUCCCCACCGAGCUCAGUGACUCUUCUGACACCCAUGAUGAAGGGGAAGUCCAGGCCUUCUAUGAGGACCUGAGUGGCCGGCAGUAUGUGAAUGAGGUCUUCAACUUCAGUGUAGACAAGCUCUAUGACCUCUUGUUCACUGACUCACCCUUCCAGCGGGACUUCAUGGAGCAGCGACGCUUCUCAGAUAUUAUCUUCCAUCCAUGGAAAAAGGAAGAGAAUGGAAACCAGAGCCGAGUGAUUCUUUACACCAUCACACUUACCAACCCUCUGGCUCCCAAAACUGCCACUGUCAGGGAGACGCAGACCAUGUACAAGGCAAGCCAGGAGAGUGAGUGUUACGUGAUAGACGCCGAGGUCCUCACCCACGACGUGCCGUACCACGACUACUUCUACACCAUCAACCGCUACACACUCACACGUGUGGCCCGGAACAAGAGCCGACUCAGGGUCUCCACAGAGCUGCGCUACCGAAAACAGCCCUGGGGGUUAGUGAAAACUUUCAUUGAGAAGAACUUCUGGAGUGGACUGGAGGACUACUUCCGCCACUUAGAGAGUGAGCUGACCAAAACGGAGAGCACCUACCUGGCUGAGAUGCACAGACAGUCUCCCAAAGAGAAAGCCAGCAAGCCUCCAACAAUGCGGAGGAGGAAGCGUCCCCAUGCCCACCUACGGGUGCCUCACCUGGAAGAGGUGAUGAGCCCCGUUACCACACCCACUGAUGAAGAUGUGGGCCACAGGAUUAAGCAUGUGGCAGGUUCUACACAGACACGGCAUAUCCCCGAGGACAACCCCAAUGGUUUCCACCUGCAGAGUGUGUCCAAACUGCUGCUGGUUAUCAGCUGUGUUCUGGUGCUGCUGGUCCUCCUUAAUGUGAUGCUCUUCUACAAACUCUGGAUGCUAGAAUAUACCACCCAGACCCUCACUGCCUGGCAAGGUCUGAGGCUCCAAGAAAGGUUACCCCAGUCUCAGACAGAAUGGGCUCAGCUCUUAGAGUCUCAACAAAAGUACCAUGACACUGAGCUCCAAAAAUGGAGGGAGAUCAUCAAAUCCUCGGUGAUGCUUCUGGACCAGAUGAAGGACUCACUCAUCAAUCUUCAGAAUGGCAUCAGGUCCCGUGACUACACAUCAGAAAAUGAAGAGAAGAGGAACCGCUAUCAUUGACAAGGCAGGAACAGGGGUGGCUGCAAGAGGCCUGUG